Molecule: messenger RNA, 284 nt
Organism: Staurois parvus
Lineage: Eukaryota; Metazoa; Chordata; Amphibia; Anura; Ranidae
Source: the annotation of a GenBank genome assembly
GGAGAGCGGAUAUAGUGAAUGCGACGUCCUGGGAGAGCGGAUAUAGUGAAUGCAGGGUCUGGGGAGAGCGGAUAUAAUGAAUGGAAGGUCAAGGGAGAGCGGAGAUACAGUCAGGUCCAUAAAUAUUGGGACCUGACUGUAGUUAAUGUGGGGUCUUAAGAGAGCAGAUCUAGUGAAUGCGGGGUCCGGGGAGAGCGGAUAUAGUGAAUGCAAGGUCCGGGGAGAGUGGAUAUAGUGAAUGCAGGGUCCGGGGAGAGCGGAUAUAGUGAAUGCAGGGUCCGGGG